Messenger RNA from Lindgomyces ingoldianus, 708 nucleotides. RefSeq lists its product as uncharacterized. The transcript is spliced from 8 exons. NCBI's taxonomy places the organism in Eukaryota, Fungi, Ascomycota, Dothideomycetes, Pleosporales, Lindgomycetaceae. Bases 1 to 708 code for a protein of 235 amino acids. The record is from RefSeq and is a predicted model, not a curated record.
AUGGGAGUUUGGAGGACUCACGUUGCGUCCAGAACGUGGGGCAAAGCUUUGUUGUUGGGUAGUCCUCGAGUGGAAAAUAGUUGGCUGUUUUCUUCAUUCGUCUCAACCGGCGGUCUUCCGAAAACACUCGCCACUUGCCUGAGCUUAGAAACAAGCCCCACAAACACCAUGAUGCCUCAUUGGCGGCGAAAUAUUUCUCAACUUAGUCAUUAUCCAAGGCGCCGAUACUAUCUUGCCUGUACCUCUCUAUAUAUCAUGGCUGCCCCUAGAGGCUCCGCAUCAAGACAUCACUCUUCCGCUGCACCACCACCCAGGCUUAUGCUAUCAAAUGCAAUAAUACGCGUAAAGAUGCUAAUUCGAGCGAGUAGUUUCGCUGUGGAAAUAGGUGGAAGGGGGGAGUUGGCUGCUCGAGUACAAGCACAGCGUUUGUGUCCCGUUGAGGUUGAAUUCGAUUUUUUGGGUGAGGAGACUGGUGAUGAGCAAAGGUUGGAAGGAGACAAUGGGGAGCUGUGGGUUAGGUGCUCUUUUGAAGCCCUUCUGGGAGACGGGCUAGGAUUUAUUGUAGACGUUGUGAAUGAGCAGUGUGUUGUGCAAUGGGUGAUAUGGGUAACGACCAAUAGAUUGUAUAUAUCUUUUUGGUCCAUGUUGUGGUCUCGGCAAAAGCAUUGUGAUAAUAUGAGGAGACCUGCAUUUUGUUUGCGAGAUUGA